GCUGGUGACUGCAUGCUUGGAUUUCAUGUUGCAGUCCAUGGGCAUCACCGAGGGCGAAAUCAAAGCUGCUGCUCCGGGGACGUACAAGACGCAUAUAGAUCAAAUUUCCGCGAAGGGUAACAAGACGGUCAAGGAUGCAUUCGCUGCUGUCUUCAGGGCCAAAGUGGAGGGGGCCAAGCCAGCGUCUGCGGCCGACCGUGGUCGCGUGGACAAGAUCAUGGUGGGUGCCUCGAAGGGUGGCCUUGCGAACAUCAAGAACGAGCAGGUGACGGUUGCCGUCGUUACCAACUCCGAUGGACAGGUCCUAACGACGUUUCAGGGGUCCGUGGUUUCCCACCCUCCGGGCACAUUCUCAAUCGUCGUUGGGCUUACGCGUCAGGAUAACCAAAACGCACGCCAAGAGCUGAGGGGUUGGAUCGAAAAAGCUAAUGAGGAUCUUGAGAAGGAAGAGGAAACCUCAGAGUUAAAGGCCGAUCCCAUCAGCACCAACUUCCCGAAGCUCCUUUGGAGGUUCUACGCGGCUACCUUCGAUGAUGAAGGUAAAAAACAACCGUCGCUCCAGGAUGUGGACUGGAAUGGUGUGCCUCAAGGGAUUAAGCUCAUAGGAAGGGAAGGCAUGGAAGGAGUGCUCUCCUUUAAGGCGUUGCCGCCAAUGCAGCCUCGGUAGGGUGCCCCUUGGAUUUAAGCCUUUUCGGCUUCAAUCUCGGCGAAGAGCUUCUCGGCGUCCAAACCCUCCGAGGUCUCGAUUUGUAUAUAAAACCUUAAACCCUCACAGCCUC
Molecule: messenger RNA, 779 nt
Organism: Micromonas commoda
Lineage: Eukaryota; Viridiplantae; Chlorophyta; Mamiellophyceae; Mamiellales; Mamiellaceae
Exons: 1
Coding region: 38-667 (209 amino acids)
Source: RefSeq, a predicted model, not a curated record